This is a messenger RNA of Coregonus clupeaformis (lake whitefish), 2366 nucleotides long. RefSeq names its product histidine--tRNA ligase. Gene Ontology annotation, cellular component: cytoplasm; mitochondrion. Lineage: Eukaryota; Metazoa; Chordata; Actinopteri; Salmoniformes; Salmonidae. The transcript is spliced from 13 exons. The record is from RefSeq and is a predicted model, not a curated record. The coding region runs from base 416 to 1987 and encodes 523 amino acids. Gene Ontology annotation, biological process: histidyl-tRNA aminoacylation; mitochondrial translation. Gene Ontology annotation, molecular function: ATP binding; histidine-tRNA ligase activity; identical protein binding.
AUAGGCCGGUUGGUUUGAUUGACCCCUGCCUCUCAUGUUUUGUCCUCCAUGUUGUGAUGAUGCGUCAUGCCCGCCCUCCUCCCUAGUGAUAGGGUUGCUCACCACUUUUCUCCUGUUCUUCCUGCUCGAUGCCAACAACCCUGCUGGGGUCAUACCUUCAUCUACGUCCUUCAUCUACCUCCUCCUCUAUCUCACACGUCACCAUUUGGAAUCCAAACACUCCCGACUGGAUAUUCCUGGAUAAUCCUGCGUUUGGAUUGGAUAACCCUGCGGUCACCUGGCAUUCACGGACUGUUAUUGGACAACAUGGCAUGGUGGACUUUACCAUUGGACUGUAUUGCUGCUCUGAUGCUGAACUCCUGAACGGCCAUUUUGGUUGUUUUUCAUUUGAUUUUGUUUUGCUUUCCCUGCUGGGAUGAUUAACCUGGGUAUGGUGUCCCUGCGUCUUUGUGCGGGGUUGGCGGGCCGUCGGUCUGGAUUUUGUGCCUGCUCUCUACGCACCCUCUCUGGGUUGACUGUGUCUCAGAUUGAUGAGGAAGUGGCUAAACUGCUAGAGCUGAAGGCUCAGCUGGGAGGAGAUGAAGGCAAACACCAAUUCACGCUCAAGACUGCAAAGGGAACCAGGGACUAUAACCCUAAGCAGAUGGCCAUCAGAGAGAAAGUCUUCAACACCAUCAUCAGCUGUUUCAAACGCCACGGAGCCGAGACCAUCGAUACACCCGUCUUUGAGCUGAAGGAAACGUUGACGGGAAAGUAUGGUGAGGACUCUAAGCUCAUCUACGACCUGAAGGACCAAGGAGGAGAGCUGCUGUCCCUUAGAUAUGAUCUCACUGUGCCUUUCGCCCGUUACCUGGCCAUGAACAAGGUCACCAACAUCAAGCGCUACCACAUCGCCAAGGUCUAUCGCCGUGACAAUCCCGCCAUGACACGCGGCCGCUACAGGGAGUUCUAUCAGUGUGAUUUUGACAUUGCAGGCCAGUACGACCCCAUGAUCCCAGACGCUGAGUGCCUGAAGAUCGUCCACGAGAUCCUGAGUGAGCUGGAGCUGGGAGACUUCCGCAUCAAGGUGAAUGACAGACGUAUUCUGGAUGGAAUGUUUGCAGUGUGUGGAGUUCCGGAUGACAAGUUCCGUACCAUCUGCUCCACAGUGGACAAACUGGACAAGAUGUCGUGGGAGGAUGUGAGGAGUGAAAUGGUGAAGGAGAAGGGUCUGUCUGAGGAAGCAGCCGAUCAGAUCGGACAAUAUGUCAGCUUGCAGGGGGGGAUGGACCUAGCUGAGCGCCUGCUGCAGGAUGCUAAGAUGUCGCAGAGCAAGCAGGCAUGUGCCGGCCUCACAGACAUGAAGCAGCUCUUCAGCUACCUGCAGCUCUUCCAGGUUACAGACAAGGUGGUGUUUGACCUGAGUCUGGCUCGUGGGUUGGACUACUACACGGGUGUGAUUUAUGAGGCCAUUCUGACCCAGACCAGCCCGGUCCCCAUUGCGGCGGCCCAGAACGGGGUGGGUGAGAAGGCAGAGGAAGGCGUGAGCGUGGGCAGCGUGGCGGGCGGCGGGCGCUACGACGGCCUGGUGGGCAUGUUCGACCCUAAGGGCAGGAAGGUGCCGUGUGUGGGGGUCAGCAUCGGCAUCGAGAGGGUCUUCUCCAUCAUGGAGCAGAAGGCUGAGGCAUCGGCGGAGAAGGUGCGCACCACAGAGACUCAGGUCAUGGUGGCGUCGGCACAGAAGAACCUUCUGGAGGAGAGACUCAGACUGACCGCUGAACUGUGGAAUGCUGGGAUCAAGGCAGAGGUGAUGUAUAAGAAGAACCCCAAGCUGCUGAGCCAGCUGCAGCACUGUGAGGACACUGGGAUCCCCCUGGUGGCGAUCCUGGGGGAGCAGGAGCUCAAGGACGGGGUUGUGAAGCUCCGAACGGUCAACAGCCGAGAGGAGGUUGACGUGUCCAGAGCCGAACUAGUGGAGGAGAUCAAGAGAAGGGCCUCAGACGUCUAAGUUAUGGAUUUGCCUGACAACACCCCGCUUCAUCACCCGAUUGGUCCAAAAAGUUGUUUACCACAGGUCUCACCGCUGACCACCCAAAGCCCUCAACAUGCCAACCAAGACAUCAAGUCUCAACUGCGGAAUUUGUCAAGAUUACCCAAUAGUUUCACUUGUCCAGGCCUCGCAUAUUAGUGGUCUCAAAAGGCAGUGGUUUCAUGCAGACUACCCAGACACCUGCGUACCCUCAAGGACGAGGAACUUUGAUAAUGGACAUAAGACAAUAGUAUGACAUGGGUAACAUUGCAAUAAUCACUGUAUUAGCCUUAGUCUGAGCCCUAAAGGUUAAAAUGCCUGUCCUAUCAGAAUGCCAAUAAACUGAUAUUUAACUCUG